Messenger RNA from Harmonia axyridis, 6006 nucleotides. RefSeq names its product ankyrin repeat and fibronectin type-III domain-containing protein 1. The record is from RefSeq and is a predicted model, not a curated record. Gene Ontology annotation, biological process: signal transduction; establishment of mitotic spindle orientation; regulation of establishment of bipolar cell polarity. NCBI's taxonomy places the organism in Eukaryota, Metazoa, Arthropoda, Insecta, Coleoptera, Coccinellidae. Gene Ontology annotation, molecular function: protein binding. The transcript is spliced from 21 exons. The coding region runs from base 45 to 4412 and encodes 1455 amino acids. Gene Ontology annotation, cellular component: spindle.
AAAUGGCAGCGUUAACUUCAAACCACUUGCAACUGUGACCGAUCAUGGAAGAGAAGAAGAAGGAGUACUCAGCCUUAACCAUAGAUCGGGCAGCUUUCCUACUCUUGAGGGUCAAGAAGGCCUUCAAGAAGAAGAAAUUGCAGAGGAAGGAGAGGGAAAGAAAUGCUCAGUUAGCAGCGAGCAGAAUCGACCAGAGAGCCUCCUGCGCUGGACUUGAAGGAGCAGCCAGGGCAGUGAGAAAACCUCCACCUCUCCUGAGAUCCAGAACCCUACCAGCCAUCAUCGUACCAGGAGUGAACAUCCUGCAAACCCAGCUUGGUACGAAUCAAGAAACUUGUCAAACACAGGAGAUCCGCCCUAACAGGCUAUCUGCACUGUCCAGAUUCCACCCUACUAGGAUUUCCUUUAGUAAGGAUGACACGGUGGCUUUGGAUGUUAGAAGGAAGAGUGCUGUCAGCAAGUUGUGUGGAAACGGCAACUACGGUCCAGAAAGAGGGGCAGAUGGUGGUCUUAUUUUAAGAGUUCCUGCCCCUCACGUGGUUGCUGCAAGGGCCUAUAGAAUAACCAGUCCCAGCAGCUGCAAUACUACCCUCUUCAAACUAGGAAGGUUCCUCAACAACCAGAAUGGCGGCGAGAAGAACCAGAUCAGGGUGGACGAGGCUAACGUCACCAGAAGGCUCAGCUGGGAAAGGAGGGACACCCUGAACACCCGUCUACCCAGGUCCUCCAGCAUCGACUCGAUGGUGGAGGCGGUCUGGGCCGAAACAGUGACGGCGGUGUCUCCGCCAGAGCUGCUCCCAACGACGCCCCAGGUCCAGGAGAAGCGGCUGUCGCUGAGACCGGACAGGCCUUUGGCGUUGGUGUCGCCCUCUGUCGGGCGGAGGAUGAAGGGACAGAGGGGAAUCAACGAACUGCCGUCCUUGGGCGGAGACUCGGACAUGGAAAACGGACUUGCGCAAUCGCUGAAGCGUGCGGAAAACAAUUUCCUGCAUUUCGGCGAUGGCGCAAGGCCCGCUGCCGGAAGGAAAACCUCGAAAAAAGAGGCCAAGCUGUUGCAACAGCGACUGGAGAAGGUCAAUAUACACUUGCAGGCCUUGUUCGCCGCCGUAGAACAUGGCCACCUAGAAAAAGCCAGGACUAUAUUGGACUCCACGGACGUGGACGUCAAUAGCGUAAACUGUGAUGGUCUCACGCCUCUAGACGUUGCGGUUUUGAGCAACAAUCGUCCGCUGGUGAAAAUGCUAGUUUGUGCUGGAGCCAAAGAAGGAAACAGAUUUUCGAGUCCGGACAAGCUUGGGUCCCACCUGAAACAGCUUCUCGGCGAGGCCGAGCUGAGGCUGCAGGAGCUGGGAGGUCUUCUGGACGAGCCCUGCGCCCAACUCAACACGCGCGCCUCUUUCUCUAGCAUCAUCGGCAGCGCCUACCAAACGUCCGCCAUGGCCGGUUGCGCCGGAGGAGAUACGGAGAAACAGGCCAUCGCCUGGGGAAGGAAAGCGAAGCAGCUAAAACGUCUAGUGCUAGGUUUUAACCAGGCCAGACCCCCGGACGCGCCGUCCCUGGUCGCCGUCGACAUCACGUCCAGCACUUCGGUGGCCGUCCGGCUCUACGAACCCAAGUCCACAGAUUCCCCCAUAACGACCAAGUAUAAAGUACAAUGGUCUACACGGCCGGACUUCUCGAUAAUAACCGGAGAGACUGAGAUUUUGGACCUGUCCAAGCCGAAUUGCAGCAUAGACUUAACGCAGGGUAGGAAGUACUUCUUCAGGGCCUCUUGCGGCAACUUGAAGGGCUUCGGGGCCUUUAUUACAUCCAUACCCAACUCAGUCAUCCCUUCCUGUUGGAGGGAAGUCAACAUGAAGAAGUCCAGGUUCGAAGGCAGACUAGAGCAGUUAGAGUGUCUCUUGGAGGAGGUGAGGAGGGUAAGGCCUGGGACAGAGAUGCUGGAGACGCCGAACCCCCAAAGACGUAUGCAAAGAAAAAAGACAACGAUAAAGCAACUGUUUACGGCCGCUAGCAAGUUUCAAAAAAAUUUGCGAAGGGGUAUAUACCUAGCCUGCAUAUUAUACCACGAAGACAAGGUAUUAGUGACCAAUGAAGAUUUUUUGCCUGUGAUAGAAAUAGAUGAAACGUUUCCUAAUUGUAUGAAUAUGGACAUGCACUGGCUUAUGAAAGUUUCCUAUAGUUGGGACGAUAUUAAGUCGCUGAAAGCAGACAUGGAGAAGCAUACAUCGUCUGCUGUGCACUUCAGAAUCAAACUUCUGACUGCCGCUCUUCAAAUGCAGUCAUCUCUCUGUCUUCAAGACUUAGGUCAAUUAUUCUACAAACCUUUGCGUGAUUGCCAGGACACAGUUGUCCUUAGUACAGUCAAUUAUAUAAAAAAUCCAAAGAGUGUUUCUGUUCUCAACUCCAGAUGGCUUCCAAUGAACAAGGUGUUCAAGAAACCAGUCAUAGGUGACGUUCAUAGCAUUUCGGAGAUACUGAUGGGAUCCAUACAGGAGCAGAUCAAUUACCACCAAGUCUCCAGUCUGAAACUGAACAGAGGCCUGUACCUUGCCUUCCUAAAGAUGCAGAGUUCCGUUGAUCUCAUCCAAGUCGUAGUUCCUAGCAAGUCCCCAAACAUGUUACCCCACUGUAGAGUAAGGGAAAACCCCCAUGUGUCUGCGGAGGAAUGGGAUUAUCUGAAGCGACAACAUCUACCCGAUAUAGUGGACAACAGCUCGGAGCAACAAAAGAACUUCUUGGACCUGAUCACGAGUGCCGCAAAGAGGCUAUUCAACUACAUGGACAUAUCUCCGGAUGAUUCUAUGACGCACAGACUUUACGAUCUUGAAGUUAUCGAUCUCACAGAAGAUGUCAGCUUUAUCUUAGUGUGUCCUUCGGCAGAAUUAUCUUGUUCCGUUCCUGGACAGAGAGAAAUACUAUUGCAAAGAGGUGAUCUGCUGAGUUUGCCGAUACAGGUGUUCGAGAUGAUUCACCUUAACACCUACCAACACCAGAUAGUCAAGAAAUACUCCAAGCUGAGUUGUUUCCUCGAACUAGACUCUGCUACUGCCAACCAUCUUCAUAGAGGAGCGUUUUCCAAGAGCGAAGUGGCCUUGGCGAAAGAAAAACUAGAGCAACUACAAGAUUUCCAGAAGAGACUUGGCAAUAUGUGGAAAGCUGUCAGAUGGCUCAUGGAUGUCAUUACAUUUGCGAGGGACAAAAACUCCAACGGCAUCUCAAUGAGGUAUAUUCUGGAGAAAGAAACCGAAGAAAACUCGAGUCCCAAGAGGAUGUUUCUACAGAUUCCCCAGCGCGAUAGCAAAGUAGUGAAGAGCAGCCCCGGUAGAGGUUCUUGGCCAGGACCUGGAGGUUCCCAAGUACCUCCCUCAACUCUGCUCAAUGAGUUCAGCAAAAGCGAACAGCAGCUGAGCAUGAACGAGACUUCCUCCCAAUAUAUGAGCGCUUGCAGCGACACCUCUAGGAAAAACAGCGAUAGCUACAACAGCGACUAUUUCAAUGACAAACUACCACCAUCAAGGAGCGAAGACACCCUAUAUAUCAUACCUAACGGAGCGACAAACCAAAGAAUAAGAGCCAACACUGUAUCAAGUCUUUCGGCUACAACCAGCCCUCUAUUGGGUGUUAGAGCUAAUUACGGAGGGAGUAUGGUCAGUGUCAAUACAAUGAACACAACAAACACAUCGGACAGCUUGCACAGUUUGAGUUCCGACAGUGAUCCAUCCAUGAACCCAAUGGGGAGUAGUACCCCACAGAAAAAGAUCAAAUCAAGCAUAGCACCUUCCAAGUCCAUGACCAAUGUGAAGCAACACACGGAAUCCAAUUGUACGAAAUCCAAUAAGUUACGUCCCAGAAAUUUGAAACUGGACACUCUAACGCCCUCGAAUCUGGAGACCAGCCUGUCCAGAAGUCUGAACAACAUAAAGACGGUAACGGAUAUAGACGUUACAGCCACUUCCUAUUUGAAGCCCCUAGAUUCUAUCAGAAAAUCAGACAUCGUGUCGGAAAAUUUGUUCAAGGUUCCUUUCUUAGAGGAGCAGAGCAGUAGCAAGGACUCUCAAGCCGGAAUUCUACAGGUCUACGCAGCCUACGAUACAGGCUUAGCCACCGGAACCAGCCUCAAGUUGCAUGUCACCCCCAAGACCACGGCCCGAGAAGUUGUGGACCUGGUGGUGCAACAACUCAACAUGGCUGUGAUGCUCAAGGGUAAAGAGGGCCCCAUCUAUUCAACUGACAAGCUCAAGAAUUUCUGUCUGGUGGCAGUUAUCGGGGCACGUGAGAGAUGUCUUAGGGACGAUUUCAGGCCCCUUCAACUGCAGAAUCCCUGGAGAAAGGGAAGGUUGUAUGUUAGGCAGAAGCAGGACGUCCUUGCAGCCUUAGAGCACAGUAGUAGGCUGGGUGCAGUCAUAUGAGAGGAGGAAAUGUUGAUAUAGUGAUAUAAGAUGGUUUAUUUCGAACUUCUUUUGUAUACAGGAGGGACAAAAGUUUUACGAAGAUUUUAAAAAUGAAUGUAAACCUUUAAGUUAUGAAACAUGAGAAAAUAUCCCUUAAUAAGGCUCUUUUAUACUGGUGUUGUAUGUGUUGUGCCCUCCUGUAUACAAAAAUGGCUCGAUUUGCCAAACCGAACAUAGUCCAGAAUUGGUGCUAGUUACAAAGAAGUCGUUAACAUAAAUGUCUUAUGAUUUUUCAAUGUCGUUUUUCGCCUACUAGCUAAAUAUAUUCAGUAGACUAAGCAUUGUCUUUGUCGGUGAUUUCGAUUGAGUGUUUCAAAGUAAAAAUGUCGAUGCCUUUCUUCUAAGAAAACAGUUGAAGGGCAAUAAAAGGAAUGAUUUGAAAAAAAAUUUAGAACUGUUAGAAACUGAAACAACAGACAAAGUUUCCUGUCAGUUUUGCAGAAAAUCUAAAGCAUAAGUUGAACAUUGAAAGCUUUAUUUCGGUGAAUUAUUUUUUCCUUAGGUGCUUUAGCUGUCCCGCAAUUAUAUUUUUAAAUACUCAAUUUUUAUAGAAUAUUUUUAUUCGUAUUGAAUGAAUUUAGAUAAUACUGUGAUUGGAAAAUCUGGACCACAAAAAGAAAUUAUAUUAUUAUAAAAAUUAAGCUCCUCCAAUACCUUCUGCUGUUAUCAAUAUUUAUCUAUAGAUAUUUGGAAGCUUCAAGUCUAUGCUUCUUCUAUAAGGGGCUUCCCCUAAAAAAUUUUAUGCAUUUCCAAAGACAUAUUCCCUUUGAAAGUUGUUCUACAGUUUCCAUGUAUUAUUAAGCACUGACAAUAUGUCAACUAUUGAAAGUCGUGUUUAAGUAACGAAACGACCUAGAAUUACACUAAUGAACUCAAUUAUUUGAGCUUAACACUUUGAAUCCAAGACUGAUUUGAACUAACAGACCUAGUUAUUUAUUUUCGUCAAUACAAUUUCAACAAAACAAAAAGGUCCAGUUUAUUGUUAAGUUGUUUACAAAUUUUAAGAAAUCUCUGAUUUAAUCGUGUUAAUCUGGAAAUCAAAGUUCUUUAAACACCAAAUAUAAAAUAUUUAAAUUUAUCAAAAUAAUUAAAUAUAUUCCAAUGUUAUAUAUUGAGAAUUUUAAUUUUAAAAGUAUAGUGAUUUAAAAAUUUUAAACUUAGCCCGAUCUCAUUUUAUUUUUGCAAUAAGAACUAGAAAUAUUUUCAGCUUCUUCCCUAGUGAAAACUUCAUAUCACUAAGUUGUGUUCAAAUACAUUUCUCCAUUUCAGAAUUUUAGUCGUUAUGUGGUUUGAUAUUUCAGAUAUAUUUUAAAUGUACAUAUUGAUUGAAAAUACGAACCAUUAUAACUGUAUUAUUAUGUAAUAUAGAGAGGUAUAUUUAUGUACAAUGCAAUAAAAACAGCUUCAAUUAUUUAUCAGUGCAAUUAAAAAUAUUGACAAUUGUUCAAUUUUUAUUGUAUUGUAUGUUUGUUGUAGAGCACAAUGAUGUAUUGAGAUGGUUGGAAUAAAGAUAUUGUGAAAAUAGAUUUAAUAAAUAAAUAUGUUAUCAAUU